AUGCGUCUCGGACCCCUCCUCUUCGCCGCCCUUGCCGCCAUCGCCGCGGCCGCCCCCAGCGCGGACGCGGGAGGCGAGGGCCACCUCGACAAGCGCGCGCCUACAAAGGCCGAGUGCUGCUGCUGCUACGGCGGGCCGUCGGUCGGCUGCGCCGCGGACCUCAACUGCUCUGGUAUCACCGCCAGCAUCUGCUUGGACACGCGGUGCCCCUUCAAAUAG
Colletotrichum spaethianum is the source of this 219-nucleotide messenger RNA. RefSeq lists its product as uncharacterized. The transcript has a single exon. Lineage: Eukaryota; Fungi; Ascomycota; Sordariomycetes; Glomerellales; Glomerellaceae. The record is from RefSeq and is a predicted model, not a curated record. The coding region runs from base 1 to 219 and encodes 72 amino acids.